GUUGCCAUCAAUACAUGCAAUGAUUUGCAGUAUUUUUGUCUAACAUUUCACUCAAACAUUGUCUGCUUUUUUGGGACUCAUUUGAAGUGAUAAUUAAGACACCGAUUGACGCAAACCAUGGCCAACGACCUGACGUACGACGGGGGACGCCUCCUGAAGAUGGAAGUGGACUACAGCAACACCGUUGACGAGCGGAUCCCCACGUGUCAGCAAUUGGCCAAAGAGGGCAAACUGCAGGAGGCGUUGGACUCGUUGCUGGCGCUCGAGAAGCAGACGCGAACUGUAAGUGAUAUCCGU
Molecule: messenger RNA, 297 nt
Organism: Oppiella nova
Lineage: Eukaryota; Metazoa; Arthropoda; Arachnida; Sarcoptiformes; Oppiidae
Source: the annotation of a GenBank genome assembly